UGGCCGACGAUUAAUGCAAAUCGUAUUUUUAGCUAUUUUACAGUUGCCGCCUUCGUUGUAGUGACAUAUGAUUGGGCACUUACACUUGGACAAGAGGUGGAACUGAUUUGGAGACAACCCUGGUCCUUAAUGACAGUUCUGUAUCUCGGUGCGCGCUACCUUGGAAUCUUAGCUACCGUCAUGUACAUGUUGGGGACUGUUCCGACCAUCUUUUUGUCAGAUACAGGCUUUGGGAUGUCCAUAGUAUGGUAUUGGACGGUUACUGUGAUAGUUGCGAUGCUGCAGGUCAUCAUCAUCACUCGGUUGCAUGCCAUGUAUCAACGAUCCAGAAAGAUCCUGAUAUUCCUCAUUGUCAUAUUCCUGGCUGUCAAUAUUCUCAACGGAGUAGUCACCGCACUGAUGACGAUGCAUAUUUCAGAGGCGGAACCCACUCUCUCCAGCACUUAUCAAUGCAUGCUUGUCUCUGAGAGUGUGGUCCUGAAUGAUCUAUCACUCCUGUAUGCUAUUUCUUUGACACUGUUCAUCGUGUUCGAGGUCGUCGCGCUAUGUCUCGCAGUCUGGAUUGCGCUAAAACACUUCCGUGAACUUCGACAAUAUUUGGCAGGAGGGAUUAUAGGGGACUGUUUCACAGUGUUGAUAAAAAGUCACGCGGUUCACUUUACGAGCAUGGUUGUUAUUUCUUGCAUCAUGUUCGCUACUUCCUUAACAGUGACGGAUUCCCCGUACACUCAGAUUAUUCUUGGCUUUGUUCAGAUUUUGCAGGCCAUGCAGAUUGUUGUGCUGGGACCGCGCCUGAUCCUUGGCAUUCGAGAAUACCACGCUAAGCUCGUUGCCCAUGCCGACGCAGUGACUGUUAUGACCUCGAUCGCUUUCCAGGAACGUGUGCAUAUAUUGACUGGCAGUGGCGUCUGAUACUUGGUGAAGUUCACAGUCGCCUAGUGCUCUGCAAGGAGUAGGAUAAUUUGUUUUUAUUUAUUCCCACUUACAUGUAUUAUCUGGUGUCCCGAAGUAGAUUCCAAGGAGACAUACAAAGUUUUCGUUUUAUUAUUUAAUCCUAUACGUGCUG
Suillus plorans is the source of this 1066-nucleotide messenger RNA. RefSeq lists its product as uncharacterized. The coding region runs from base 130 to 912 and encodes 260 amino acids. The record is from RefSeq and is a predicted model, not a curated record. NCBI's taxonomy places the organism in Eukaryota, Fungi, Basidiomycota, Agaricomycetes, Boletales, Suillaceae. The transcript has 13 exons.